Messenger RNA from Penaeus vannamei (Pacific white shrimp), 2746 nucleotides. NCBI's taxonomy places the organism in Eukaryota, Metazoa, Arthropoda, Malacostraca, Decapoda, Penaeidae. The record is from RefSeq and is a predicted model, not a curated record.
CGUCAGCUGAUCUUUCGAGUUGGUGAAGACAUCUGCAACGACCUGGACGUCCGCUCGCUGUGCCACAAGAUCCUGCAGAACGUGUCGAUCCUCACCAGCGCUGACCGGUGCUCGCUCUUCCUCGUUCAGGGGAUAAGGAGUCGGGUAACCGGUGCCUGGUGUCCACCCUCUUCGACGUGAAUCCGGACUCAACGGUGGAGGAGAUGGAGGAGAAGGAGGAAAUCCGCAUUCCUUGGGGGUCCGGCAUCGUGGGCUACACGGCCGAGUCCGGAGCCAUGGUCAACAUUCCGGACGCCUAUCAGGACCCGAGGUUCAAUCCAGACAUUGAUGGCAUGACGGGCUACAAGACGCGUUCGAUGCUGUGUAUGCCCAUCAAAGACAGCGCCGGCGAGGUCAUAGGGGUCGCGCAGGUGAUCAACAAGCACCAGGGCCCUUGCUUUACAGUCAGCGACGAGAAGGUGUUCGAGUCUUACCUCCAGUUCUGUGGGAUCGGCCUCAGGAAUGCCCAGUUGUAUGAGCGCUCGCAGUUGGAUGUCAAGCGGAAUCAGGUGAUGCUGGACCUUGCACGAAUCAUUUUUGAGGAGCAAAGUACAAUAGAACAGAUGGUCUACCGCAUCAUGACACAUACACAGAGUUUACUGCAAUGUGAACGUGUGCAGAUCCUUUUGGUGCAUGAAGCAUCUCAGGGAACCUUUUCACGAGUGUUUGAUUUGGAGGUGAAGGAUCUGCAGGGAAAGGAUGCUGAGACCCGUACGAGUCCGUUUGAGUCACGCUUCCCCAUCAACAUUGGCAUCACAGGCCAUGUUGCCACCACAGGGGAGACAGUGUGCAUACCAGAUGCCUAUCAGGACUCCAGAUUUGACCAGUCGGUAGACGAGCACACUAACUUCCGGCAUCGUUCCAUCUUGUGCAUGCCCAUCAGAAAUACGGCAGGCAAAAUUGUGGGUGUUGUCCAGCUAAUCAACAAAUUCGACAACCUUCCCUUUACCACCAAUGAUGAGAAUUUCCUAGAGGCCUUUGCCAUCUUCUGUGGGAUGGGCAUUCACAACACACGGAUGUAUGAAAAGGCUGUGAUAGCAAUGGCCAAGCAGAAAGUUACGCUAGAAGUACUUAGCUACCAUGCUGCAGCUCCAAGAGAAGAUGCACUGAAACUAAUGAAAGUGAAGAUACCCUCAGCUCAGGCCUUCAGAUUGUAUGAUUUCAAGUUUGAUGACUUUAGCUUAGAUGAUGAUGGAAGUUUAAAGGCUUGCCUUAGGAUGUUCCUUGAUUUGGACCUCAUAGGAAGGUUCCACAUAGAAUAUGAAGUCCUAUGUCGUUGGUUGUUGAGUGUCAAGAAGAACUACCGCAAUGUCACAUAUCACAACUGGCGGCACGCAUUCAAUGUUGCACAGAUGAUGUUUGCCAUCAUUACAACUACCCAGUGGUGGAAGGUGCUGGGUGAACUUGAGUGCCUGGCUCUGCUUGUUGCCUGUUUGUGCCAUGACCUCGAUCAUCGGGGCACCAACAAUUCAUUUCAGAUCAAGGCCUCAUCACCUUUGGCACAGCUGUACACAACGUCUACCAUGGAGCAUCACCACUUUGACCAGAGUGUCAUGAUACUCAAUUCAGGUGGCAAUCAGAUCCUGAGCAACUGUACCCCAGAUGAAUAUUCACGAGUCAUCAGCGUGCUCGAGGAUGCCAUUUUGGCAACAGACUUGGCCGUGUACUUCAGAAAAAGGGGCGACUUCUUCAGCUUGGUAAACAAAAACCAGUAUGACUUUUCGAAGGAGGAGAACCGUGAACAGCUGCGAGGAAUGAUGAUGACCAUCUGUGACAUCGCAGCUAUAACGAAGCCCUGGAACAUCCAGAAAAAGGUUGCAGAACUUGUUGCUGGAGAAUUCUUUGAGCAGGGAGACAUAGAGAAAGAAGAGUUGAAAAUAACUCCAAUUCAUAUGUAUGCCAGUAUAUGAGGCAUUUGCCAAUCUCAGUGACGAAUUAAAACCUCUACUCGAAGGGGUGCAAGAAAACAGACACAAUUGGCAGAGUCUUGCUGACGAAGUGACGCAGAAGGAAGCGACAGCAAACAAUAAUAACAAUAACAACAAUAAUAACAGUAAUGGUGCAAGCACAAAUGUGGAAAAUAAUGCAGCCACAGAUUGAUAGAUGCAAGUUUCUUAGUAAGAGACCAUAGAAACCACCAGCUAUGUGAAAUAUUUAUCAGAGAGAACUGAUAGUAACUGUAUGAAGUGAAAAGGUAUUUAACACUUUGCAGGAUUUGGGAAUGAGUCUCAUGUUCAGAACAGGUGCAUACAUUGAAAUAUGAAAUACUAUUGUGACCUUAAAAUAAGGUUCCUUGAAUGUGUUUGACAUUGGAACUGAACAUGUAUGAACUAUAUACAUUUUCCCCAGUGCAAAAUAGAAGUGUUCAAGAUAUUUAAUUGUGGUAACAUAAUGAUCUGCAUUAUAUUCUAAUCAGGAAAUUAUGUGUUCGGAGUUUCAUAUUCAGUUAUCAAUUGUCAGCUAGGUCAGGACAUUUACAUGUCAUUACUUAAGGCAUUGGACUUUACCAAGAGAAACACAAAGGUCAUUGAACUUCGAUGGCUUUACAGUGAAAGGCAUUGAAAGGUCUGAGCCAUUUAGCAUAGUUUAAUAGGGAAUAUUUUGAUUAUCAUUUUAUUAUUAUCUUUAUUAUUAUUAUUAACGAUAUUGACAUUAUUGUUAUUUUAUUAUUAUUGUUGUUAUUAAUGUUAUUAUUACUAUUAUAUAU